Schistosoma haematobium is the source of this 321-nucleotide messenger RNA. RefSeq lists its product as uncharacterized. The transcript is spliced from 4 exons. The record is from RefSeq and is a predicted model, not a curated record. Bases 1 to 321 code for a protein of 106 amino acids. Lineage: Eukaryota; Metazoa; Platyhelminthes; Trematoda; Strigeidida; Schistosomatidae.
AUGAAAUUGGCCAUUUUGUUGAUCUGGGUAUACUGUAUCUUUAUCUCCGCAGCAAACAUUAAUGAUACAGCGGUACCUCAUGAAGAGAAGGUAAAUGAAUACGAAUUGGAGCGUGGGAUGAAACCAGUUCUCUGUACAUUACGACAAGCAAUGAUGAAUGGGAUGGGUAAAAUUUUGAAAACGUAUGAUACUUACUCAAGAAAGGAUGAUUUAGAUAAGAAACUUCUUGAAGUUGCCAAAAUCAUUGGUCGACGUAUGGAGAAACGAUUUGAUUAUUUAGCAAUGAAAUUGGAAUAUUUACUUAUGUAUUCAACCUGUUAA